UUUGUAAAAUAGAAUACAAACAUUUUCCUCCAUUACUAGGCAGUAGGCACCUCCUUCUCUUGGUCUCUCCGCCGCAGACGCAGUCGAACUCUGAACUUCUCCCUCCACAGUGCAUACCACUUCCUUGUUUCUCUUUCGACUUUCCACAAUCGCCACCAAAGCAGCAAUGCUUUCAUUCUCUUACACAAAAUCCCGGUCUUCCCGUUUCCUUCCCUUCCAUUUCCCUCCAUUUCUUCCCUCUUUCUUCCACUCCGUUUCCCUCCCUCUACCUCUCAAUCCCCCCAAAUCCUCCCAUCUUCGUCUCCUUCAUCUCCCUCUCCGCAUCCGCUCCAUCGACGCUGCCCAGCCUUAUGACUACGAGUCCCAGCUUAAAUCGCGGCACCUCAAGUCCCAAUCUCUCAAGAUCGCCAUCAUUGGCUUCGGCAACUUUGGUCAGUUCCUCGCCAAAACCCUCUCUCGCCAAGGCCACACCCUCCUUACUUACUCCCGCACCAACUACAGCGAUGUUGCUAAAAAGCUUGGCGUCACAUUCUACUCCAACCCACAUGACCUCUGCGAGAGCCAUCCUGAAGUUUUGAUCUUAUGCACUUCAAUUCUCUCUACAGAAAAGGUGCUCAAGUCUUUCCCAUUUCAGAGAUUGAAGCGGAGUACCCUUUUUGUUGAUGUGCUAUCUGUGAAAGAGUUUGCUAAGAAUAUUUUGUUGAAGUAUUUGCCUGCUGAAUUUGAUAUACUGUGCACCCAUCCAAUGUUUGGGCCUGAAAGUGGAAAAACUUCGUGGCUUGGUUUGCCUUUUGUGUAUGAUAAAGUUAGAAUCGGUAAUGAGGAGGAAAGGAUGAAUAGGUGUGAGAAGUUUCUUGAUAUUUUUGCUAGAGAAGGCUGCAGGAUGGUAGAAAUGAGCUGUGCUGAGCAUGAUAGGUAUGCGGCAGGGUCACAGUUUGUGACUCACACCAUGGGGAGGGUGUUGGAGAAGUUUGGUUUGGAGUCAUCACCAAUUAAUACCAAAGGUUACGAGACUUUGCUGGAUUUGGUGGAGAAUACUGCUGGGGAUAGUUUUGAGUUGUAUUAUGGGUUGUUUAUGUAUAAUCAGAAUGCUAUGGAGCAGUUGGAGAGGUUGGAUAUGGCAUUUGAGGCAAUUAAAAAGGAAUUGUUUGGGAAGUUGCAUCAAGUUUAUAGGAGGCAGUUGUUUGGGACUGCAGAUGGAUUAGAGGAGCGGCCUAAGAUACAGAAGUUGCUUCAUAAUGGUGCUCCUGUGGAACCUUCUACAGAUACAACGGAACAAGAAAGAUCUUGAGCAUAAAUGAGCUUUUUCUAUGCUGGGCUUUCACAGCCUUUUCAAACUGAGUUGUCUUCAUGCUGAUGCUGAUACUUUAUUAUGUCAUUUCUGUUUGGUAGUGGGUUUAGCACUUUUUUAGUUGCGGCUUUUGAUGGACGACGCUAACUUUUAAGUUCAUCAGUGUCCAUACUUUAAUUGCUUUUGGCGGCAUUAACGUGAAAUAUGUUUUAGUGCA
This is a messenger RNA of Hevea brasiliensis (rubber tree), 1508 nucleotides long. Its product is annotated as arogenate dehydrogenase 2, chloroplastic. Lineage: Eukaryota; Viridiplantae; Streptophyta; Magnoliopsida; Malpighiales; Euphorbiaceae. The coding region runs from base 167 to 1291 and encodes 374 amino acids. Gene Ontology annotation, molecular function: prephenate dehydrogenase (NAD+) activity; arogenate dehydrogenase (NADP+) activity; prephenate dehydrogenase (NADP+) activity. The transcript is spliced from 2 exons. Gene Ontology annotation, biological process: L-tyrosine biosynthetic process. The record is from RefSeq and is a predicted model, not a curated record.